Molecule: messenger RNA, 789 nt
Organism: Anas platyrhynchos (mallard)
Lineage: Eukaryota; Metazoa; Chordata; Aves; Anseriformes; Anatidae
Gene: CDKN1B
Product: cyclin dependent kinase inhibitor 1B
Biological process (GO): G1/S transition of mitotic cell cycle; negative regulation of cyclin-dependent protein serine/threonine kinase activity; negative regulation of cell population proliferation
Cellular component (GO): nucleus; cytoplasm
Molecular function (GO): protein-folding chaperone binding; cyclin-dependent protein serine/threonine kinase inhibitor activity
Source: RefSeq, marked provisional
GCCGGGGGGAGAUGUCAAACGUACGCAUUUCUAAUGGGAGCCCUACCCUGGAGCGCAUGGAAGCCCGGCAGUCGGAAUACCCGAAGCCGUCAGCCUGCAGGAAUCUCUUCGGGCCGGUGAACCACGAAGAGUUAAACAGGGACUUGAAGAAGCACCGCAAGGAGAUGGAGGAGGCAUGCCAGAGGAAGUGGAAUUUCGAUUUCCAGAAUCACAAGCCGCUGGAAGGCAGGUACGAGUGGCAAGCCGUGGAGAAGGGGAGCUCGCCCGAAUUCUACUUCAGACCCCCGAGGCUACUCAAAGCUGUCUGCAAGUCCGCCGGCCACCAGAGCCUGGAUGUAAACGGGAAUUGCCAAACCGUGAUUUUUGCCGGUUCUCAGGGAAUCUCAGAGGACACUCACUGUGUAGAUCAAAAGACUGCUCUUUCUGAAAAGCAGACGGACUUUGCAGAGCAGUGCACUGGGCAGAGGAAAAGACCUGCCACCGACGAUUCCUCUCCUCAAAAUAAAAGAGCCAACACAACAGAAGAAGAGGUUUCAGAAGACUCCCCCAGUGCCAGUUCAGUGGAGCAAACACCCAAGAAAUCAAGCCCGAGAAGACAUCAAACGUAAACCGUUUAGAGCGGAGAAGGCGCGGUUCCUUGUUCAUCGGGUGCCUCAGGAGUCGGUGAAGUGAGGAAGACGUAAAGGCGUAGCAGAGAGGAGGAUACAUAUCGUCGAGCUCCAUGGGAUGGAGGUCCUGUACAAGCACUGAAAAAACAACGACAGAAAACAAGACAAAAAAAAAAAAAAA